CUUAAUAUACUUACAGAAAAAAGAAAAAAAACAAAAAAUUCUACACAUCCAAUUCCUAUUACUUUCAUAUUACCGAAAUAAUGGUAGUUCAAGUUACAUCAACCAUUCCAAUUCCAAAUGCUGCUGCCAAUGUAUCCGAUGUGAAUCGCCGUUCUGCCAAUUUUCAUCCAAGCAUUUGGGGUGACCAUUUCCUGUCAUAUGCUACUUCUGACUCUAUGGAAAUAGAAAAAGAAAUGGAAAAGGUUCGGAAGUUGAAGGAACAAGUGAAGAAGAUGGUAGUGGCUCCUGUCAAUAAUCCUUUGGAAAAAGUCGAAUUGAUUAAUGCUAUUCAGCGCUUAGGCGUGGCUUACCAUUUUGAAAGCGAAAUUGAAGAAAUUUUGCAGCAAAUCAACACUCUUAGUUGCAACUAUGGUGACAAUGAAAAUGAUUUUGACCUUUACACUGUUGCUCUCUGCUUUCGGUUGCUUAGACAACAAGGUUAUAAUAGUCCCUGUGAUAUAUUCAGCAAGUUCAAGGAUGUGGAAGGGAAAUUUAAGGAAUCGCUUGUUGAUGAUGUUCGAGGAAUGCUAAGUUUAUACGAAGCUACACACCUUAGGGUUCAUGGAGAAAAUAUACUAGACGAAGCUCUUGCUUUUACUACCACCCAUCUUGAGCGUGUAGCAUCCAAUUUGAGCCACCCUCUUACACAUGCAGUUGCUUGUGCGUUGAAUCGGCCUAUCCGAAGAGGCUUACCUAGGCUAGAGGCAAGGUAUUACAUGUCUAUCUACCCCCAAGACCCUUCACACAAUGAGGUUCUUCUAACUUUCGCAAAGUUAGAUUUCAACUUUCUUCAGCAAGUGCACAAGAAGGAACUAAGUGAUAUUGCAAGGUGGUGGAAGGAGUUGGAAUUUGCAAAGAAGCUACCUUUUGCAAGAGAUAGAGUAAUUGAGUGUUACUUUUGGAUUCUGGGGGUUUAUUUUGAGCCUCAAUAUUACCUUGCAAGGAGAACGCUAACCAAAGUCAUUGCAAUGACCUCUGUUAUUGACGACAUCUAUGAUGUGUACGGCACACUUGAAGAACUAGAGGUUUUUACUGAAGCUGUGGAAAGAUGGGACAUUUGUAUGAUUGGUCAACUUCCAGACUACAUGCAGUUUUGUUACCGGGCACUCUUGGACGUUUAUAGUGAAAUUGAAGAGGAAAUGACCAAACUAGGAAAAUCAUAUCGCGUUGACUAUGCUAAACAAGCAAUGAAAUAUCAAGUGAGAGCUUACUUCGAAGAGGCCAAAUGGUUUCACAAGAAACACAUACCGACAAUGGAGGAAUAUAUGCCUGUGGCUCUUAUUACCUCGGCGUAUGGAAUGCUGGCAACCACUUCCUUUGUUGGCAUGGGAGAUGAAGUUACCAAACACUCCUUCGAUUGGUUAUUCAGUAAGCCUAAGAUAGAAAGGGCAUCAUCGGUAGUUUGCAGACUCAUGGACGAUGUGGUAUCCCACAAGUUUGAACAAAAGAGAGGACAUGUUGCGUCAGCCGUGGAAUGUUACAUGAAACAGUUUGGAGCCACAGAAGAAGAAGCUGUAAAUGAAUUUCGCAAACAGGUUAGCGAUGCAUGGAAAGACAUAAACGAAGAAUGCCUCUACCCAACUUCAGUUCCUAUGCCACUCCUCGUGCGAAUUCUCAAUCUUGCACGUGUCAUUGAUGUUGUAUACAAGGAUGGAGAUGGCUAUACCCAUGCUAGCAUUGUGCUCAAGGAAUUAGUUGCUUCUCUGCUUAUCAAUCCUGUAUCUCUGUAAUACAAUAAUUAUAAACUAUGUAAGAUUAAUUUAUGUGAGUUCUAUUCUAUAUUACUAGGAAAGUGGGUAGUUAAUCCUUAAUUAGUAGUUGAAAAUGUUGAGAGCGUAAAUCUAUCUUAAUGUAAGCCAUAUAAAAUAAAUGCCAAUAAAAUUCUUUGGUUGCAAAUCUUCUUAGUAUAUAUUCUUAGUCUUAGUACCAUAUAUAGCCCCAUCAAUUAUUUGUAGAUUAUCCACAAAAAGAUAUAAAAAAAAAAAAAGAAGUAUUUGUGGACCCUAAGCAGUUAAGGUCAAGGGGUUGUAUAUGGAGCAGUGAGGCUAGUAAACGGUCCAGUGGUUGUCUA
Molecule: messenger RNA, 2110 nt
Organism: Ziziphus jujuba (common jujube)
Lineage: Eukaryota; Viridiplantae; Streptophyta; Magnoliopsida; Rosales; Rhamnaceae
Product: (-)-germacrene D synthase-like
Exons: 7
Coding region: 81-1769 (562 amino acids)
Biological process (GO): diterpenoid biosynthetic process
Molecular function (GO): terpene synthase activity; magnesium ion binding
Source: RefSeq, a predicted model, not a curated record